AUGGAGUUCAUCAUAGCUGAUGCCUCACUCACUGAGUUCAAUUUCACAAGCGACAACACUUUAUACUAUAAUUUUAAGCUCAAUAUUUCUGUGAGAAACCCGAACUUCGAAAACGAGUAUAUGGGCCCGAUCCAUGCAAUUUCUUCUUAUAAAGGUAAUAAAUUUGCUGAGGCGGAUAUGAAAUUCUGUAAGCUAUAUGGCAGAACUACCAAUUUACUUAAGCCUGUCAUGUUUUACGGGAACAGUUUGAUCAAACUCAAUACUCAAAAACUUAUUGAGUAUGAUAAUGAGUCACGGUUGGGAAUUUUUAAUUUAGAUUUGAAAUUAAAUAAUCAAUAUGUUUAUUGUCUUGGUUUGAAAGUUCCUUUGAUUUCCAAUGAAAAUUUAAAAUCUACUUUCAAUGUUACCAAAUGCUCCCGUGAGUACCAAGGAUUGAGCUAG
Messenger RNA from Vicia villosa (hairy vetch), 441 nucleotides. RefSeq names its product NDR1/HIN1-like protein 10. Bases 1 to 441 code for a protein of 146 amino acids. Lineage: Eukaryota; Viridiplantae; Streptophyta; Magnoliopsida; Fabales; Fabaceae. The record is from RefSeq and is a predicted model, not a curated record. The transcript has a single exon.